Messenger RNA from Bactrocera dorsalis (oriental fruit fly), 1587 nucleotides. RefSeq lists its product as uncharacterized. The coding region runs from base 1 to 1587 and encodes 528 amino acids. The record is from RefSeq and is a predicted model, not a curated record. Gene Ontology annotation, biological process: DNA repair; telomere maintenance. Gene Ontology annotation, molecular function: DNA helicase activity. Lineage: Eukaryota; Metazoa; Arthropoda; Insecta; Diptera; Tephritidae. The transcript has a single exon.
AUGGCUAUUUUUGGAGUGGCUCCUGAGAAUAAUCAUGACGAAAUUUUGCAGUACCAAAUGGGGCGCUAUAUUAGUACGAAUGAAGCUGUAUGGCGUAUUUUAUCGUUUCCAAUUCAUGACAGACAUCCGGUUGUUGUACAUUUGGCAGUUCAUCUUGAAAACGGGCAACGUGUUUACUACACUGCUGCAAAUGCCGAACAAAGAGUAGUAGAGGAGCCACCAGUAACUACACUGACAGCUUAUUUCCAGUUAUGUGAAACUGAUGAAUUUUCCAGGACUUUGCUAUAUUCGGAAGUGCCUCACUAUUUCACAUGGAAUGCAUCAACAAAAAAAUUUCAACGUCGCAAACAAGGCACACCUGUUGAUAGUUAUCCAGGUAUUUUUCGAACAGAUGCUUUGGGACGCAUUUAUACAGUUAGUCCAGCUAAUGUUGAAUGUUUUUACUUGCGACUUUUGUUGGUGAACGUAAAUGGACCUCAAUCAUUCCAACAUUUACGAACUGUUAAUGGUCAAUUGUGCGCAACAUACCGUGAAGCAUGUCAACACUUGCAUUUGCUGGAAGAUGAUACGCAUUGGGAUGCUACGCUUCGUGAUGCAUCAAUUGUUUCUCCACCAAUUCAAAUUCGUAUGUUAUUUGCGAUCAUAAUAUCAACAUGUUUUCCAUCAAAUCCACUGGAAUUGUGGAAUAAAUACAAAGAUUUUAUGGUUGAAGACAUUUUGAUUCGACUUCGACAUCGUUCCAAUGAUCCUGCAUUGCUGCUGACAUUGGAAAUGUAUAAUGAAGCCUUGAUAAUGAUCGAAGAUUUGUGCCUUACGAUUGCAAAUAAGGCAUUAGGGCAAUUAGGAUUGACUCCACCAAAUCGUCCAAUGCAUGAUUUAUUUGAACGAGAAUUGCAACGCGAACUGCAAUUCGAUCGUAAUGAAUUGCGUGCGUUCGUACAAACGUAUACUCCACAAUUAAAUGAUCAACAAAAAUAUGUAUAUGACACAGUGAUGCAAGCUGUCAAUGACAACACUGGUGGAUUGUAUUUUUUGGAUGCACCUGGCGGCACUGGAAAAGCAUUUUUGAUUUCAUUAAUACUGGCAACGAUUCGGUCGGAACAAAAAAUCGCAUUGGCACUUGCUUCUUCCGGAAUUGCAGCUACAUUACUUGAUGGCGGCCGCACAGCACAUUCCGCCUUGAAAUUGCCAUUGAACAUGCAAGCAAUUGAAACACCAACAUGCAAUAUUUCAAGGAGUUCUGGAAUGGCUAAAGUCUUGCAACAAACAUCCAUUAUUUUAUGGGACGAAUGUCCAAUGACCCAUAAAAAAUCUUUGGAAGCCUUAAAUCGAACAUUACAAGAUUUGAGACGGAGUUUACAGCUGUUUGGCGGUGCAUUAAUAUUGUUAUCUGGUGAUUUUCGUCAAACGUUGCCUGUUAUUCCGAGAUCAACACCAGCUGAUGAAAUUAAUGCAUGUUUGAAAAGUUCAUUUUUGUGGGCACACGUACAAAUGCUUUCGUUGACGAAGAACUCAUUGAUCACGUUUUUCCAAAUAUUGCUCAAAAUUAUAAUAACCAUGAUUGGUUACGAGAACGUGCAAUUUUAG